UUACUAUCUCUGACCAGCGAAAAAUUCGAAAAUCAAGUACGAAUUUUAGAGACUCGAUUCCUGCAUAUGACAAACUAGCAGUGACUUUGCGAUUUUUGGCAACUGGAGAUUCCUAUGAAAGCCUCAUGUAUUUUACUAAAAUGUCUAAAUCGACAAUAUGUAAUGCUAUAUCUGAAGUAUGUGCAGCAAUAAAUGAAGCAUUGCAAGACUAUGCUAAGACACCGUCAACAGAAGAAGAAUGGCUAUCAAUCGCUCAGGAAUUCAAUGAGAAGUGGAAUUUUCCAAACUGUAUUGGCGCUGUAGACGGGAAACACUGCGUCAUACAAGCACCUAUUAACAGCGGAAGCUACUUUUUUAAUUAUAAAUCCACAUUCAGUGUGGUGUUAAUGGCCAUAGUAGACGCUAACUACAAUUUUAUAUUCGCCGAUAUUGGUUGUCAGGGCAGAAUAUCAGAUGGCGGAGUUUUCAGAAACACUUCUUUCUAUCAGAAACUACAAAAUAAUGAAUUAAAUUUGCCCAAUGACCAAAGCCUUCCAGGAAGACAACAGAAUAUGCCAUUCGUAUUUGUAGCAGAUGAUGCAUUCCCAUUACAAAGACACAUCAUGAAGCCGUAUCCUGGUACUCAUGCCAGGGGAUCCGAAAAACGAAUUUACAACUACCGUUUGUCUAGAGCAAGACGAAUAGUAGAAAAUGCAUUUGGCAUUCUUUCAGCAGUUUUUCGUGUAUUGCGAAAACCUAUGUUGCUACAACCUGAUAAAGCAUCUCUCGUCGUAAUAACCUGCGUGUACCUACAUAAUUAUUUGAUGAAAAGGAAAGCUUCUAGGAAGCUGUAUAAUUCACCGGGCAUGAUGGACAGAAUUGAAGAUGACGUCGUCAUUCCAGGCCAGUGGAGAAAAUAUGGACCGUUUAUCAUCAUUUCUCCCGUUACCCAACACUGGACGAAGACACACUUUGCAAUGUGAAAAUAUCCGGAAAGAAUUUUCAGACUAUUUUAAUUUGACUAAUAUUUUGCCAUGGCAAAACAAUAUUGCAUAAUGAAAGCGAUAUGUUACUUUAUAAAAGCGUAAAUAACCUAACCUAAAAUUAUGGUAGAAUACCCAAUAAAUAAACGUAACUACCUACUUA
This is a messenger RNA of Manduca sexta (tobacco hornworm), 1125 nucleotides long. RefSeq names its product protein ALP1-like. The transcript is spliced from 2 exons. The coding region runs from base 126 to 962 and encodes 278 amino acids. The record is from RefSeq and is a predicted model, not a curated record. NCBI's taxonomy places the organism in Eukaryota, Metazoa, Arthropoda, Insecta, Lepidoptera, Sphingidae.